Molecule: messenger RNA, 6494 nt
Organism: Pristis pectinata (smalltooth sawfish)
Lineage: Eukaryota; Metazoa; Chordata; Chondrichthyes; Rhinopristiformes; Pristidae
Gene: fancd2
Product: FA complementation group D2
Exons: 44
Coding region: 58-4419 (1453 amino acids)
Biological process (GO): mitotic intra-S DNA damage checkpoint signaling; interstrand cross-link repair; homologous chromosome pairing at meiosis
Cellular component (GO): nucleus; condensed chromosome
Molecular function (GO): DNA polymerase binding
Source: RefSeq, a predicted model, not a curated record
GGCUGUCAGCCGCGGCUUGGAGAGCGGGGAGCAGGGAGCAGGCCUGAGUCCGGCGUCAUGGUGGCCAAGAGAAGGCUGUCCAAGUCAGCCGACGACGAUGAUGAUGAUGUGGUUGAUGCUAAAGACCAAUCAAGGGCAAAGAAGAGCAAAACUGGAGGUCGAAAACAAAUAAUGUCUGCAGAGGAGGGAGAGGUGGAUGACGAUACAGUAUUUGUACAGUUGCUGAAAAUGGCAGGAGUUAUUCUGAAAUAUGGAAACCAACCAAAUAAACUAACUUUAGACCAAGCAGUUUUUCAAAAGAAACUUUAUCAAGCUUUGAGGAAGCACUCGCGCUAUCCCAAUGUUGUGCAGGAGUUUAUAAGUGGCAUGGAAUCGUACAUCGAGAAUAGGGAUAAGUUCAGAAACUGCCUUUUACCUUGUGGGCAAGCUCAAGAGGGAGAAUCCAGUAACACGGUAAACUAUCAGGAAAGUCUCAUAAAGCUGCUUCUUGGGAUUGAGGUUCUUCAGCCUCCUGUUAUGAAUAUGUUAUUUGAAAAAAUUCCUGAAUUUAUGUACGAUGGUGUACCAGAAGAUGGGAUUAAUAUGCCAAGGCUGAUCAUCAAUCAGUUUAAAUGGUUGGACAGGAUUAUAGACAGUAAGGAUUUGACCAGUAAGAUCAUGCAACUGGUUAGUGUUGCACCCCUUGAAAUCCAACGUGACAUCAUCACCAGCUUACCAGAAAUCCUUGAAGAUGCUCAACACAGUGAAGUUGCCAAGGAACUCAAUUCCUUGCUGCAACAGAACACUCAUUUGACCGUGCCCAUCUUGGACGCUCUGUCUAGUCUUAACCUAUGUGCUGAGCUAUUGGUAGAGGUGCGUCAUAGUGUUAUGUCAACUCUGUCUGCAGUAAAACUUGAUGACCUUCCUGUGGUUGUCAAGUUUAUUCUUCAUGCAAUCACGGCAGCAGAUGCUAUAGAGGUGAUUAGGGAACUACGCAGGAAUCUAGAAUUGGAGUCAUGUGUGCUUCCUUCUCAACUCCAGAUGGGCCAAGACAAACAAAAUCAGAAUGUUAUGCGGACUUUGGGGAGUCGGGAGAACAGUGGUUAUGACUGUGUUGCAAUUAUGUUUGAUGUUAUCAAAGCUGCUGUACGAUUUCAAAAAGUGACAGCUGAAGCCUGGAUUAAGGCAAUUGAAAGUGUAGAUUCUGCUGCUGAGCACAAGGUAAUAGAUUUGUUAGUUCUCCUGAUCCUCCACACAGCUGGCGCGAGCAAUAGCAAGAAACAAGUAGAGAAACUGCUGCGCAGCAAGAUUCGUCUCGGCCAUAUCAGGGAUCAACUUCUGCAGGUUGCAUUCCGGAGUCAUGCUCUGGUUGUCCGUGAAUACUUUCCUUCUGUACUGUCUUUGGCGCAGACUCUGUUGAGAUCCCCAGAUAUAAGUGUGGUGUCGUUUGGAAGUCAGAUGUAUAAACAUGCCUUUAUGAUGUUUGAUCCCUACUGUCAGCAGGAGGUUGUUGGUGCGCUGGUGACACAUGUUUGCAGCGGCUUCACUGCGGAGGUGGAUAUCUCACUCGAUGUGCUUACGGAUUUGGUCUCCCAGAGCUCAUCUACAAUGGCUAUCUAUGCUGUAUUUGUGAAGGGUAUUUUGGAUUACAUGGACAACUUGUCUCCCCAGCAAAUUAGGAAGCUGUUUUUCAUUCUCAGCACAUUGGCUUUCAGUAGAGGACUGGAGGGCAGCCACAUUCAGGACGACAUGCACAUUGUUAUCAGAAAACAGCUGUCCAGUACAAUAUCUAAAUAUAAGCGCAUUGGGAUCAUCGGGGCAGUUAUGAUGGUAGGAUCCAUGGCUUGUGACAGAAGUAAAAUUGAUACAUGUUCAUCAGAUGUACCAGCUGUGAGCAAGGAGUCGUUCAGACAGGCAACAGCCCUGCUGGAACUGGUGCGUACCUGCAGUGAACAUUCUCCAGAGGCUGCUGCUCUCUAUUACGAUGAGAUGGCGAACUUGGUUCAGAAAGGAAACCUGGAUCCACAAGUGCAGGAACUGAUUGGAAGAAGCGUACUUGAUGAUUUUCAAGAGGACUUUGUUGUAGACCUAAUACCAGAAACAGAUAAUAAAUACCUGCUGCCACUGAAGUGCAUGUAUAACCUGGAUGAAGAAGAGAGUGAAGGUGGGAUUGUUAUCAACCUUCUGCCGCUGCUGUCUAAUAGCCUGAUUAACACUGGCUUUGAAGGAAAACCUGGUAAACAGGGGACCAAGAAAUGUGUUUCGCCCGUGAGUCUUCCUUCCUUUUUCCGUUUGCUGAGACUCUGUGAAGAGGUGCAACAUAAUGGAAAUUUGGAGGAGAUUGAUGCCUUGUUAGGUUGUCCACUUUAUCUGACCAACUUGGAGCUCAUGGAGAAGGUGGAGUCACUGUCCAAACAGGAACGGGAGCUGCUCUGUUCACUACUGUUUCUUGCCCUCAAUUGGUUCAGAGAGGUAGUGAAUGGAUUCUGUAAACAGCAGGACACUGAGAUGAAGGGAAAAGUACUCCUCCGGUUACAGAAUAUUACUCAGCUACAGGGACUACUUGAGAAGUGUAUAGCAGCAACUCCUGGAUAUGUCCCUCCACUGGCAAACUUUGAUUCAGAAAUCACCGAGGUUCCUCCAACAAUAGCUCCUGCAGUGACAGCCAAGAAAGGAAAUAAAGAUCUGAAGGGUAAGAAAAAGCAGAAAUCAGAAGGCAGCAAGAACUCCUCCACUGACAGCUCUCAGACUGAGGAGCCUGCAGAAGAAAGUCAGAUGCAAACUGAGAAUACUCAAGGAAAGGAGAGCAAUGAAGAAGGAAAGGUCAUUGUUAAUUUGGCCAAUUACAAAGCUUACUUCAGAGAACUGGAUACAGAUGUAUUUUUUGUCCUACAAUCGGGUCUGGUAACCAAGUCCCAUCUGGAUACUGAGCUAAAUACCAAGGUUACUGAGGUUGUACAACUGGGAUCAGCAGAACUAGUAUUUCUUCUAGAGGACCUAUCUCGUAAACUGGAUUACAUGUUGGUAGCAAAUGCUACAAAGAAAAUUCUGUUCCUGAAGGUUAAAGGAGAUCGAGACAUUGGAUUUUCACAUUUGCGCCAAAUGACUCCUCAGCAACUUGCUCAAUUCACUGUAAAAUUGCUCAAUCCCUUGUGUAAUCAACUGGAAAAUGCUCACAAUUUCUUUCAGGUGUUGAUGGCUGAGAACAAUGGUGUGGUGGAUGUCCUGGGAUCAGAUGUAAAAGAGCACCAACGGAUGGCUGCUUGCUAUCAACUACUACUUCAGAUCUUGAACACUCUCUUUGCUUGGUGUGGGUUUGCCCAGAAUGAAAACCGUAAACUACUGAAGUCAGCCCUUGGUGUUCUGGCAAACAGACUCAAAGCAGGAGACGGUGAAUUGGGAAUGGAAGAGCUCUUCAGGCAGACUUUCCGCUAUCUGCAGAAUUUCCAAAGCACUGUUCCCAGCUGUGCCUCUGCAGUGACUCUUACCCAGCUGCUCAUUGUCGUAUCAUCAAGAUCUUCAGACCACCAGUACAAGGAGAAAAUAGCAUCAAUAGCACGAGGCUUCUUGUGCCAAUCCUGGGUUUUACCUACUGGAGAAAAAGAGAAAGGCAAUAAGUACAAUGAAGCUCUGGAAACGCUUUUAUGUAUUUAUUUGAAACAUACUGAUGACGUGUUGAAAUCUGUGGAGGAAAUUGCUGGUGUGGGUGUUCCUGAACUACUGAACUCAACCAAAGAUGGCCACUCACAGACAUUUCCAACAUUGACCAGGCAAACCUUUCUGGUCUUCUACCGGGUGAUGAUGAGGGAGUUGGAUGCCUCAGCAAAGGAAAUUCCGGCUGGUACACAGUCUGAUUCAUCUGAGGUGCAGGUGGAGAAGCUGUUGCGGUGGAAUCUAGCUGUACGGGACUUCCAUAUCCUAGUAAAUCUUGUAAAGGUGUUUGACAGCAGGCCAGUCCUGGGUGUUUGCCUUAAGCAUGGACGCCUUUUUGUUGAAUCUUUUCUUAAGCAAGGCAUGCCACUCCUUGACUACAGCUUCAAGAAGCACCGGGAUGACGUUCAGAGUUUGCUGAAAACUCUACAGCUGAGCACUCGUCAGCUGCACCAUAUGUGUGGACAUAGCAAGAUCAACCAGGAUACUAAUCUGACCAAUCAUGUCCCACUGUUGAAGAAGCUGUUGGAAUUAUUUGUGUAUCGAGUUAAAGCAAUGUUGACCAUCAACAAGUGCCAGGAGGCAUUCUGGCUGGGAAAUCUCAAAAAUAGGGACCUGCAGGGAGAAGAGAUCUUAACCCAGGAAUCUCAGCAGGAGAGUGGAGGUGAGGAAGAAUCAGAGUUACCUGAAGAUGAUGAGGAAGAGGAGAUGGAGGUGGAAGAGGACGAUGGAUGUGAGUCUGACACAAGGAAGGCUACAAGGGACGAUGAAGACUCUGACAGUGAUUAGGUUGUCACUAAGGGAGAAAAAUAUCAAGAAAGCAGCUGGAAUGUCCAUUGUUCUUCAGGGAAGGAGUCUUGCCAAUUUCAUAACUGGAGUCCUGUGCCACACUGCAUGCUCCCUGAAGCAGUCCAGCAAACCACAUGCAUCAUUUUUCUAGGUCAUUGAGAGAUGGGCAAAUGUCGCAUCAACAGUGUAAUCUGAAGAACACACAAAAUUUCUACCGAGUCACCUUAAAUUAUGUCUGCAACUACAAGCAACAGUCCAGUGAUGUUUGUGGUUUGUUGGGAGCCCCAAUAACACCUUCUGUUAAUGUUUUGACAAGUUGGUCUUCCAAGACAUCCUUGGAAGUCGUGAUUUCUGCCAAGACUACUGGAUGGAGACAAGGAAUGUAGGCUGGGAGCCAUUCCCAUGCAUCAGGAUAAAAUCAGUGGAUAUGUUAUAUUAAACAAUUGCUGGAGCAUUACAGAGUUCUGUAUCAGCUGAUGGUGUGAAUACUAAUGAGGCAGAAAUCUGAAGUGAAUGUUAAAUUGAGAAAGAGAAGUUAAAAGAGAACAGAAUAAAUUGAGUUUAACUUUCUGCUCAUUUUAUAUAAAUAAAAAUCCAUUCAUAAUAAGCUUCUAUUAAAAUUUGUUGACUAUUCAUCAUAAUCCAUUGGUAUUCCUUUCCCUUUUUCUCAAAUGUUCCAUGUUGAUUGGUAUUUAUGCCAUCAAUUUGAAAUUUGCAUUUAAAUUGAAGUACGCUGGUGAUAGGGAACAGAAUACUGGUGCACUGUUCUGAGGUUCAUAGUGUGAAGUGUAUGAAGCAGUCCACCAUUCUCUAUUUUGGUUUCUUGGCUUUGCUAUUAUGGACAGGAUCCAGGCAUUGCCACAAAGAAAGGAACAAUUGAAGGCAAAAUCAUCCCUGAUCCAUGAAAGUCAACUGCUAGCUUUGGUGAGGAGCAGUUGUCCUGGAUAUUCUUUGCUAUGGGUUGUGUAGGAGGGUUUAGAUAAUCUGAUAUAAUCUUUGGAAUUGAUUUGUGUUUUAAAAAAAUCAUCUUUAAUGAACUUUGUUCUUUUAGAUACAUUAAAGCAGGAAUUAAUUAGUAAUCAACCAGAGUUUGAGGCAUGUAAAGAUGCUGAUGAUGUCUCGCCUUACCCAGCUCAUUUGAAUGGUAUUUACUACUGCUCAUUGACUGUUCCCAGCUCAAAAAUCAGAAGUAUUUGCUGCUUUGUCACUUAAAUAGCGCACCUUGAUACUUUAAUGUUUAUUGCUUUGAAAAGUCACCAGGUCUGUCAGAUGUUCAAAAUUUGUAGAUUUUGGAUCUAAACAACUCCUAAAAUUCUUUUGUUCCCUGACUUGAUAUUUAUCAAUUAAAUAGAUUGAAGUCAAUUCUUUUCAUAGAAGGAGCAGCAAGUCUUAACGGCAUAAUUUACCAGAAGGCCUCUAAGAAUUGAGUACAUUUUAUAUUCUUUCUUUAUUUUUGCUCUUAAUUUGAAUGAAUCAACUUUAAUUAUCAGAUUUUUUAACAUCAAUUUUCACUUACCUGUAUUAGCUGCAUUUUCAAAUUCAAAUAAAUGUAAUUUCAAUAAGUUAUAUUUUCUUUGCAAAUUGCAUAGUCUGCAAUGCCAUGGCAGACUAAAGAUGAGCUUCAAUGGCAUGUCUUGGGUGCAGCUUCAUUGUGCCAUCUCAUUAUCAGACACUGUGACUAGUUAAGGUCAACUGUACAACAUUUAUUUAAUUUGAAUUGGAGAUAAGCUAUCACAUCAGGCAGAUCUAUUACAAGGGUGAUACUUACAAAGGGAGUUGAAAUACUUUUUGUUAAAUGAUGGAUUUUAUUGAAAUAUAUUGGAGCUAUAUUGCAGAUCAACAGGAUGUUGAUCUUGGGGUAGAUUUUGAUUGUGUAUUUAGAUGGGAAAUAGCUGUCAAAUUCUGCCAUAAUGCCCUCUUUCAUCAUAUUAUGCAGAUGUAAAUAAAGAAUUACUCCUAGAAUCCCUUCUUUGCCACUCAACAAGGUUUGUUUCUUAUUAUAUGAACUUUAUAAUUAUAAACUGUUUUGUUAACAAGUUAUGCUACUGUAUAAAAAUUAAAAUACAGAAUGUUGA